Messenger RNA from Hansenula anomala, 642 nucleotides. RefSeq lists its product as uncharacterized. Lineage: Eukaryota; Fungi; Ascomycota; Saccharomycetes; Phaffomycetales; Wickerhamomycetaceae. The annotation marks the transcript as partial. The transcript has a single exon. The record is from RefSeq and is a predicted model, not a curated record.
GUCGACGAUAUCGCAGUACCGCCUGAAUUAGAUAGCUGCUGUACCUAUCUAGUGCAAUAUUAUGACAUUCUUGAUCAUAAUACUUAUAAUAUUAAAUAUGAUCAGCUAGCUUAAGCUAGCGAUGCUUAUUAACUAUAAUAUCAUGGUUCAAAUAUGGUCCAGCUGCUUCGUUCAAUAUAUCAUAUUGAUCAAUUGGACCCGUGACUUGUUUGUAUGUGCUAUAUCAUGAACGUACCUGGUUUGAGCUAAUAUUUAUAUUCGCCUGCACUUAUAAUAGAAGCUGUACCAAGUACUAGUUCAACACAACGUUACAUGGUAAUUAUAAUUAUUAUCGACGACGUCAACCUCAUUUAUAGCAUCAACAACGUUAAGCAAAAAAACCUUUCACGCAUGCAGGCAUUAAUCAACUUCCCGAGACUAGUGGCUAAGCAAUGUCAAAUCAACAAUAGAAAACAGGGAUCAGGAAAUUUUACCAGAAAAGCAAUACUGCUUCUAAAAAAAGACUGUACAACAAAGUUUAUUUUAAUACUUUCUACUCAUUAUAUGUAGGUUACUUGACCUUUUUAUUUUAACUUUCUCAAUGCUUCCUCAGACCCUUAGGUUUUUGAGGUCCCUUUCAAGAUUAAGGGUCUGGCGACUGGC